This is a messenger RNA of Suricata suricatta (meerkat), 5366 nucleotides long. It is a transcript of the gene ZNF70, whose product is annotated as zinc finger protein 70. The record is from RefSeq and is a predicted model, not a curated record. Lineage: Eukaryota; Metazoa; Chordata; Mammalia; Carnivora; Herpestidae. Gene Ontology annotation, biological process: negative regulation of transcription by RNA polymerase II; regulation of cytokine production; regulation of immune system process. The transcript is spliced from 2 exons. Bases 312 to 1658 code for a protein of 448 amino acids.
CAGGCCCUGGGGGCUCCCCGAAGGAUAGGGUGACGGAUGCAGGAAGGUUCCGAGGGAGAUGGGAAAGUGGGGUCCCAGACCUUUGGAGAUCUUCGGCCCAAAAAUAUUUCAUUGUUGAGAGUUAAAGGAUUGCCAACUUCCUAAACAGAGUGGAGACUUCGGCGUGUAGGUGGUCCGUAAUGAGAAUGGAAAACCCCUAAGGAGGGAACUUUGGAAACACCAGGAUUUAACAGGCUGCAAGAACAGUAAGCGUGUCCUUAAGAAGACCAUCUUUCAAAAAUACAGUCACUGGGGGUGAUACUCGAUUCACAAUGGAGGUUCCCCCAGCAGCAAAGCUUGGUGAGACCUUUGUGUUUGAGGAUGGAUUAGAGAUGCAGCAAGAGCUUUUCCCAGAGGAGGACCUGGGGGACCCUUUUCUUCGGGAAAGAGGCUUAGAGCAAAUGGCUGUUAUUUAUAAGGAGAUCCCUCUUGGGGAGCAAGAUGAGGACCAUGACGAUUAUGAGGGCAAUUUCAGCCUGUGCUCAAGCCCUGUUCAACAUCAGAGUACCUCCCUGGUACACAGACCCCAGGACGAUGACCUCUUCAGCCAAGCCUUCCUCCAGAAAUCAGACCUUAGUAUGUGUCAGAUAAUCCACAGUGGAGAAGAACCCAGUAGAUACGAUUGUGAGAAGAUGAGUAGGGUGCAUGCAGGAUCUAAUGAACCACACAGAACUGCGGUACCGGCAAAACCCUAUGCCUGUCGGGAAUGCGGGAAGGCCUUCAGCCAGAGCUCCCACCUUCUCCGGCACCUGGUGAUUCACACCGGAGAGAAGCCCUAUGAGUGCUGUGAGUGUGGGAAGGCCUUCAGCCAGAGCUCGCACCUUCUUAGACAUCAGAUAAUCCACACCGGGGAGAAGCCCUAUGAAUGCCGGGAAUGCGGAAAAGCCUUUCGCCAGAGUUCAGCCCUCACACAACACCAGAAAACCCACACGGGGAAGAGACCGUAUGAGUGCAGGGAAUGUGGGAAAGAUUUCAGCCGGAGCUCAAGUCUCCGAAAACACGAGCGCAUUCACACGGGUGAGAAACCUUAUCAGUGUAAGGAAUGCGGGAAAUCCUUCAACCAGAGUUCUGGCCUGAGCCAGCACCGCAAGAUCCACACCCUGAAGAAGCCGCACGAGUGUGAGCUCUGUGGGAAAGCCUUCUGUCACAGGUCCCACCUCAUUCGGCACCAGCGAAUCCACACAGGGAAGAAACCUUACAAAUGCGAAGAGUGUGGGAAGGCCUUCAGCCAGAGCUCCAACCUCAUCGAGCAUCGGAAGACGCACACUGGCGAGAAGCCCUACAAAUGCCAUAAGUGUGGGAAGGCCUUCAGCCAGAGCUCGUCCCUCAUAGAACACCAGCGCAUCCACACCGGGGAGAAGCCUUACGAAUGUGGUCAGUGCGGGAAGGCCUUCUGCCACAGCUCGGCACUCAUUCAACACCAGAGAAUCCACACAGGGAAGAAACCCUACGCAUGCAACGAGUGCGGCAAAGCCUUCCGGCACAGGUCAGCCCUGAUCGAGCACUAUAAAACCCACACCAGAGAGAAGCCCUAUGAAUGUAACAAAUGUGGCAAGUCCUUCAGGGGAAGCUCACACCUUAUUCGGCAUCAGAAAAUCCAUGCUGGGGAGAAGCUCUAGAAAGAGGAGCUCAUACCAAAGUUUGAAACCCUUUCCCAGAUGGAGCCCACACCCCAUCGCUUUGUCUGUGAGACCCCGCCCACCCCCUGAUCCCAGGGCCAAAAAGAAACGUGCCAACCUAGGUACUCCUGGCCACCCACGCUGACAGCAAGGCCCCCGUCUCACCCGGGCCAGGUGCCCCACGCUCAGCAGGUGUGCGAAGUGGAAGGGAGGAAGGUCAGGAUGGCAGCUGACAUGGAGGUGCACCAAAAAAGAGAGCUGGCCUUCGGUUGUUCAUGUUUGACUCCCAAGCCCAGAAGACCGAGUUUUGCCAUCUCUUCCCCUUUGCCAAAAUCCAGAAGAAUAAACACCAGAGGGAGAAAGUUGAGUUAAACACACAAGAAUGUCAGGUGAACUCUUUUAACAUCAGGCUGCAGUCUGGCACUUUUAUAAGACAGAACUCUGCUCAUUGUCCAAAUUGGCUGAAGAAAGAUGAAUCCAAAAGUAGAUACAUUAGCAGCAGAAUGGAAUCUUCCACCUGGCUUGGGCAUUGGUGGGGACAACCGAAACAGGCUACAGAAGAAAGAGAGGGUCCAGAAGGAUUUGUUCUGGGGCUGGGGGAGAGGGUGGCAAGCCCCUGGCGUGGUCUUUUCAUCUAUGUUCUGGGUUAGAGUAAGGUUGUUCUCUGGCAGGUGGCUCUUUCACAAGAGGGUCCAGGUUUCCUCCCAUGGGCCAGAGGAUGUUUGACACUGCCUCGGACUCAGCCUGGCACAAGGCAUUAGUGCCCUCCAGUGAUAAUCCCCCCACAAGACCCAGGGCUCCCAAGACCAUGGUGUGCCUUGGUCAUCAGCUGGGUCCGUUUAUGGUCUGGUGGCUCUGUGGCUACCUCUCUGCCCUUCAGUGCUGGGGGACAUAGGAAGCAGGGCAAUUCAAUCAGAGGUCCCAGUUCUGCCCCUCCUAUCCAGUGGCCAAGGAGGCUCCAAGUCUCCAAGGCUUUCCCUGUCUGUCUGUGAGAUGGGGAUGGUGGGACCUGGCCUUGUACCUCUGAUGGUGCAGGCUUCUGUUCAGAAUGAAACCACCCACAAAAGUGCUUUGGUGACUGGCAGUUGAACGUGACCCUUGUCCCACACAGAGAUUGGAAAGGCAACCCUGUCUGUUCCCUAGGCGACCAGGCUCACAGCAGGCCCUCUCACUGAACCAGGGCUUAGGCUUUCCUUCACUCCCUCCACCCGGCACCCUGAGCUGUGGAUGCCAUGUCCCAGACAGGGACCCUUCCCAUCCUGAACUUCCCCUAGCAGCAGUGUGGCCAGUGUGACCUGCGCCCCCAUGCUUUGGGCUGUCCUCUUCCCAGCGAUUGUUCCAAAAGUACUAUCGCCUGUGUCCUGCCAAGACCAAUUCAGUCAGCAUCCCCAGAGGAGGGUGUGUUUUUAAAGCUCCCCAAGUGAUUAGAGCAUUCCAGCCAGGGUGUGAGCCCUAUGCUGGGCAUUCAUGCAACCCCAGCAUCUCCCAAAUGUCAGGCAGGCCUGCUUGUCGUGAGCAGAGCUUGACGAUGGCCAUUCUGGCUCAGUCCUUAUGUCUCCCAUCUCCCCAGGAAUGGGCUCAGGCAGUGCCAUGUCUAGCUAGUUGCUAAGUGUUUGUCCCAGGUCCUCAGGCCUUCAUGUGGCCACCAGGAUCCCUUUGGUACUGCCUUCCCCCAGGCUUUUCAGAGACAGUUGGAGCUAUUUUGAAGUUUUCAGAAAAUUGAUGGCUGCAAUCCAAUAAACAUCAUAGUAAUGCUGCCUAUUUCAGCUAAUUGAGGGAUCGGCUUGGCAGUUAUGUAUAGUUUUGAGGAAUAAAAAUGGGCAAGUCAUAAUUGUUACUAAGUAAGUGGGGCUUGGCAGGCUAGAAAUGUCCAAAGGACUGGUCUCCAGCUGGGGGAUCUCAGUGGGAGUCCCAGCCUGGAGAACAGCAGUUGCUCCCAUCCAGCUCCUCUCCUUGUGGGAGUCUGAAAUAUAGCGCCCCCUUCCCCCACCCCAUUGGUCAGGUCCCUUAGAACCUGCUGUGCCAUUGGCUAGACUGGCCUGACUAGGUGGCCCCUGGGUGUUGUCAGCAGGCGGCCUGUGCUGAAGGUCUUCAGUCAUUUACCAUGAGUACAGAGAGAAUUGAGACCCCUGUAUGGCAUGGGUGGGAGAGCGGGUCCCUCCCCCAGAUCUACCUCCUUGGCAUCCCCUAUUUGACCAGGCCUCUCCUUAUCAGGCAGUCAUCUGGGUCCUACCUUUGCUGUCUCUCUCCAUGGGCCUCUGCACACCCCAGCCAAAUUGAUUUUCUUAAAGCAUCUCUUUGCACAUGUCACCACUCUCCUUAAAACCAACCUGCAAGGGCUUUUCUGUGCAUAAGCCCCCAUUUGAGCCAACCUGGUUUGCCCCUUCUGAACAAACCACAGGGAGUUCAUGCCACCGGUCCAGACGCUCUCUCCAUUCCCAGCUUCUCUCCACUCCUUUUAUGUGAUUCUUGCAUUUUAGAAUAUGCACUUUCUCCUCCUACUCCCCCCAUCCUCUCCUUCUUUCUUUCGACCAUUUAUGGAACAUGGGGAAUGAGACCCCCUUUCUAAAUAGUUGACAGGUUCUCACAGAACCACCGUAAGACCAGGUACUUUUUUUCAAAGCGUGAGCAGAACCUAGUCCCUUCGUUCACAUUUCUUCACUGUUUUACGUGUUUUCAAAUCCUUUGUUUUGUUUAGGUUCUUGAACGAUGUAAUAUAAGAGAACAUCCUGGUAAUAUUUUAAUCGCCCUUGGAUUUAGUUGUCAUUUUUGUGUGGUUGUCUUACUUUUUGCCUUCUUAUGAGAGAUGUUGAGAGUUGUAAAGCUCCAACUCUUGAUUUUGUUUACUAAUUGAAUUGUUUUGUCCAAGUGUAUGUAUUCAUGUAUUCUGUCUGCUCUUCCUUUUUUUUUGACUUAGUACGUAACAUUUCUAAGAUUAUUUAGAUGUAGAUAAUUGUAUUUUUCAUAUUUCUACUAAACGUAGUUACUUUGGUCUAUGGCUUUUUCCUUAGCGCUUUUUCUGCACUCUUGUCAGUUUGACAGUGCGAUUUUUCAUUAUUAGGAAUCUCCUUUUGGCCCAAGUGCUAUUUUUUAUAUUUCCAAGUAAUGAAUGCAUAGGUCAUUGCUGUCAUCCAACUGUACUGUGGUGUCAACAUUUCUAAGUGUCCAUAGAACUUCUCUGGGCCUGAAUAUAUGAUCCAUUUUUAUAAAGCAUUUGUGUACUCUCAAGAAAUAUGUUUUUACUCUAUCAGUUCUAUUUGUGAAGUCAGUUUUUAAAUUACUGUAUUCAAAUUCACACCUACUCUAUUGUUUAUAGUUCUUAACCUGGGGUCUGCAGAUUGCCUAGGAGUCCAUGAGCAUGCAGGUCUAUUUUAGAGGUGUUGUAGAGGGAUUGAACAAAGCUGUGUGGCUAUGUCCAUGAAUGAAUUGUUUGGGGCUGGGGGAGGGGUGGGUGAUCUAUAGCAUUCACAACAUUGUGGAAAGAUUCUGUGACCCCAAAGUAGUUAAGAACACUCAUUGACCUGGUCAAAUCCGGGUCUGGUUUUGUGUUUCUUACUCUAUGUAUUUGUUUCACUUUGUUUCUAUUUCAUGUAUGUCGUUGCAAUGUUAGAUGUGCAGUUCUCUCAAAUCCUUUUUGAGAAAUAGGCAGGGUAUCUACCGUGAUAUUUGGAGCAUAUAUAUUGAACAGUAAUAUAUUGAAAAAUUGUG